AUACCUUUUAUAAAUAGCUAUAUCACAAUUUCUUUUCUCCUCUUCAAUCUUCAUUUUUUUCCCAACUGUAAUGCAAAACAUGACCAUCCAAAGUGAUCAUCAUCAUCUCCUAGAGAAUGUAUGGGCGAGCUUCUUUAAUGGAGGCAAUGAAGGAGAUAAACAAACAAGCAAUGCACAAGACGAUUCCAAAUCAUGGGAAGAAUUGCCUAGUCUUGACGGGAGAGAAGGGUCAACGGAUGUCCUUCAAAGGCUACCAAGUUUAGGCAGGUGGAUGUCGAUGGGAGCUGAGGCCUGGGAGGAACUUCUUUCAGGAAUAGACCCUACUAGUGACAAUACAGGUCCUGCUUCCAAUUACAGUUCAGAGAACAAAGACUCCAAAUUGAUUCCUGUUAAAGGAGAUCAAAGAACAGCUCCAAGACACUACAGGGGAGUAAGGAGGCGGCCUUGGGGUAAAUAUGCCGCGGAGAUAAGAGACUCAUCAAGAAAAGGAGCUCGAGUUUGGCUUGGGACUUUUAAUACAGCUGAGGAAGCAGCUUUAGCUUAUGACAAGGCUGCUUUGAGAAUCAGAGGACCCAAGGCAUAUCUCAACUUCCCAAUCGAGACAGUUGCUAAGGCUAUGGGCAUCAACAACGAUUUGAAUAUUUCAUCAACAACUUGUACUAAAGCAAGUGACAAUUCCUGCAAUAAUAAUGUUGCAGGCCAUAGAAAAAGGGUGUCAAGAGAUUGGGAAGAGAGGAGUGAGGACAUGAUUAGUGAAGAGCGUGCGCUGAAAAGAAUGGCUAGCGUGGAAGAGACGUUUGGGAAUGAGUUUGAUGUGUUGGUAUUUCAGGACCUGGGCAGUGAUUAUUUGGACAGUUUGCUGUCCUCCUUAUGAUUCAGGUACUAAUAGAAAAUGAUGUCAGAGGUUAAUUAUGCUGUUCAACAGGUAAAAUAUAUAUAUAUACUUGUUUCUAUACAGAUCGGAUUGGGGUGGCCUAGAAAACAGUAUAUAUUUGUUUCAUAAAUUGUUCAUUAAUCCGUGCAUUGCAGGGGAUAAGUUAUUGAACGGAAAUUCUUGUAUUUAUCAUAAAUUUAAAUACAAUAAAUAUAAUAAAAUCUACAUGUAAAAUAGAUAUAAAA
This is a messenger RNA of Hevea brasiliensis (rubber tree), 1119 nucleotides long. RefSeq names its product ethylene-responsive transcription factor ERF091. The transcript has a single exon. Bases 71 to 874 code for a protein of 267 amino acids. Lineage: Eukaryota; Viridiplantae; Streptophyta; Magnoliopsida; Malpighiales; Euphorbiaceae. Gene Ontology annotation, biological process: ethylene-activated signaling pathway; regulation of DNA-templated transcription. Gene Ontology annotation, molecular function: DNA-binding transcription factor activity; DNA binding. The record is from RefSeq and is a predicted model, not a curated record.